CCAACGAGGCAGAUGGGCGGGAAGGGGAAGCUUCCUGUCACUCUCUCGUCACCUCCGAUUUGUCAAAGAGGGAGAAAAGAAGACGCAGAACCCGAGAAUGGAAUCAUCGUCGUCGUCUCGGUUCCGGUCAAAUCGAGCCACCUCCACCUGCAUUUGAAUAAAGCCCCCCACGUCGGCCGCUCGCUCGCUCGCAGUCAGUCCUGUCUUCUAGAAGGCAUUUCUUGAAUCACAAAUCGGGAUGGACCCUCUUCUCUCUCUUCUCCUCUCUCUGUCUGGAGGGAAGACUUUUCGACGCCCCCUGUGAGAAAAGAGAGAUUCUUUAAUACGAUCGAUGUGUACUUCUUCUUUUUUCAUCUUCUUUUUUACCCUUUUCCUUCCUUCUCUCCUCCUCGACGCAAGAUGUCUGAUUUUCUGGAUUGUCUGACGGGGUUGUUGUUGUCGUUUUCGCCAGCCAUGACGACUCCUCCUCCUCCUCCUCCUCCCUCAUGUCCUUGCGAAAUUCGCCCACCUCUCUCCCUCCCCCCCUUCCCUUCGAGACUGCAUUCCAAAGUUUGACUUCUUGAAAUUCUGCUUUGUAUCACCAUCCCCCUCAACAGAAGAACGCGCAUUUUGAACCCCCGCCUUGUCUGAACAAGAGAAGAGCUUGAGGCCCAUAUCUGGGUUCGUCGCCGAAUUUGCCUCUCUCCCCUCCCUCCUCCUCCUCUCUCUCUCUCUCUCUCUCUAGAAUGCCUUUUUGCACAAGCAACUUGUAGCUCCAAGAGCCAGGACGAGAGCAACGAUUGCCAUCGAGAGAAAGGUGUGUUCUUUCCUUUCGAAGAAUUCGCCUCUCUUGCUAAUUUUGCCGGGUCAGUGCUGCUGCUGCCGCCGCCGCCGCCGUCGUGAUUUCCAGGUGGUUAGCUUGUCUUCUUCAUUCUGCUCCUGCUCCUACCGCUGCUCCUGCCGCGGCGGCCGACCGGCGCUGUUCUCGUUGGGGCUGUCGUGAAGUAAUUUUUCGAUUUCUUGAUCGGGCGAAUUGGGACGGGUGCUCUGGUCAUGAAUUGGUUGAGGGUUGACUUCUUGAUGCUGCUUCUGAUCUAGGGAUCAUGUCCGCAGGCCGCCCUCUUCUGAUCCCGUCCCCGAGAACCACCCCUACUACCCCACAAACCCCUUCCAUACCCACCUUCGCCGAUCUUCCGAAACCCAGCUCCGGUGAUUCGAAACCCGUGUCUACCAUGGAGUCCAAUAUCACCUCUGACAACCCAUCUGGCAUCGAGUUCCAUCACAACUCGUCGUCCAGGCGGAGCAUUUCCUCGCACCAGUCGAAGACGUCCAGUACAAACUCCGUCAAGGAAGGGAUUUCGGCGGAUUCAGGAUCCAAGCGGACGCGGCAAGGGUCGCAUGGCGCGGAUUCGGAGUUUAUGAGCAUGUCCCAGAGAGAAAUUAACGAAGAAGAUGCGAGGUUGGUUUACAUAAAUGAUCCUGACAGGACGAAUGAGAAGUAUGAGUUCACGGGGAACUCGAUUCGCACUGCCAAGUAUUCAAUAAUCACUUUCUUGCCUAGAAAUUUGUUUGAACAGUUCCAUAGAGUUGCAUACAUUUAUUUCUUAGUGAUAGCGAUACUCAAUCAGCUGCCCCAGCUGGCAGUUUUCGGCCGAGGAGCCUCCAUAAUGCCAUUGGCAUUUGUAUUGCUAGUUACGGCAAUUAAAGAUGCAUAUGAGGAUUGGAGGCGUCACCGUGCAGAUAGGAUAGAGAACAACCGACUGGCAUCGAUCUUUGUAAAUGGUCAGUUUCAACAGAAGAAAUGGAAGGAUAUUCGAGUUGGAGAAAUCAUCAAAAUUCGGGCAAAUGACACUCUUCCAUGUGAUAUGGUACUGCUUUCGACCAGUGACCCAACUGGAGUUGCUUAUGUGCAGACUAUUAAUUUGGAUGGGGAGUCGAAUUUGAAAACCCGAUAUGCAAAGCAAGAGACUCUGUCUAAGGUGCCUGAGAAAGAGAAGAUUAGUGGUUUGAUCAAGUGUGAGAAACCCAAUAGGAAUAUCUAUGGCUUUCAGGCAAAUAUGGAAUUUGAGGGGAAAAGGCUUUCCCUUGGACCUUCCAAUAUUAUUCUUCGUGGAUGUGAGCUUAAGAACACUGCCUGGGCGCUUGGAGUUGUGGUGUAUGCUGGACGGGAGACCAAAGCUAUGCUCAACAAUGCUGGAGCCCCUUCAAAAAGGAGUAGCCUUGAGACUCGUAUGAACUUGGAAAUCAUCGUACUUUCCCUUUUCCUGAUUGCUUUGUGCACAGUUGUCUCUAUUCUCGCUGGUGUUUGGCUGAAGCGCCACAAGGAUGAGCUAAACAUCAUUCCGUUUUACCUGAAAAAGGACUACACUGAUGUACCUCCCGACGGUCCCGAAGAUUAUAACUACUAUGGCUGGGGAAUGGAAAUAUUUCUCACAUUCCUUAUGGCUGUUAUUGUCUUCCAAAUAAUGAUUCCCAUAUCAUUAUACAUCUCUAUGGAACUUGUUCGAGUUGGUCAGUCGUACUUCAUGAUUCGAGAUAAAAACAUGUACGACGAGACCACGAAUGCUAGGUUCCAGUGCAGGGCCUUGAAUAUAAAUGAAGAUCUAGGACAGAUAAAGUACGUAUUCUCCGACAAAACCGGUACACUGACCGAAAACAAGAUGGAGUUUCAAUGUGCAAGCAUCUGGGGAGUAGACUACAGUGGUGGAGAAGCUAAUUCUCACAUUGACGUGGUUGGAAAUCCAGUUGAAUUGGACGGGAAGACUCUUAGGCCGAAGAUGGCGGUUAAAGUCCACCCUAAGCUUUUGCAACUAACAAAGGGUGGAAAGGAUUCACCUGAAGGCAAACAUGUCCAUGAUUUCUUCCUUGCGUUGGCUUCGUGCAACACAUUAGUUCCCUUUUUUGUUGAUACUUCUGAUCCUGUUGUCAAGUUGAUUGACUACCAAGGUGAGUCUCCAGAUGAACAAGCACUAGCUUAUGCAGCUGCUGCCUAUGGAUUCACUCUCAUAGAGAGAACUUCUGGUCAUAUAGUGAUUGAUAUUCAAGGAGAAAGGCAAAGGUUUAAUGUCUUGGGUCUGCAUGAGUUUGAUAGUGACCGGAAAAGGAUGUCCGUCAUCUUGGGAUUCCCUGACAAGACAGUGAAGGUCUUUGUCAAAGGUGCUGAUACAACCAUGUUUAGUGUGAUAGAUAGAUCACUCGAGAAGAAUGUGAUACAUGCAACUGAGCAGCACCUUCAUGCUUAUUCCUGUUUGGGUUUGAGAACGCUUGUGGUCGCCAUGCGAGAACUAAGCUCUUCAGAAUUUGAGCAGUGGCAUCGUGCCUUCGAGGCAGCAAGUGCUGCUUUAAUGGGUAGGGCUGCUUCGCUUCGCAAGGUUGCGAGCAAUGUGGAAAACCAUCUCUGCGUAUUGGGUGCCUCUGCAAUUGAAGAUAAGCUGCAACAAGGGGUGCCAGAAGCCAUCGAGUCCCUGAGGACGGCAGCGAUCAAGGUUUGGGUAUUGACUGGUGACAAGCAAGAAACCGCCAUAUCGAUUGGCUACUCCUCAAAGCUCCUAACUAGCAACAUGACCCAGAUAGUAAUAAACAGCAACUCCAAACAGUCGUGUAAAAAGAGUUUGGAAGAUGGCAUUUUGAUGUCCACUAAGCUCACAACUCAGUCCAGCUUCAUGAAUAACACUGGUGGAAAUUCCGUAGCUGCUGUAACUUCGCUGGCCUUGAUUAUUGAUGGUACAAGUCUUGUAUAUGUCCUUGAUAGCGAGCUUGAAGAGCAGCUCUUCAAACUAGCAAGUAAAUGUUCUGUUGUAUUGUGCUGUCGUGUGGCUCCUCUGCAGAAGGCUGGUAUCGUUGCCCUGGUGAAGAAAAGGACUUCAGACCUGACCCUUGCUAUUGGCGAUGGCGCCAACGAUGUUUCCAUGAUCCAAAUGGCUGACGUGGGAGUUGGAAUUACUGGGCAAGAGGGCAGACAAGCUGUGAUGGCAUCAGAUUUUGCAAUGGGACAAUUCAGUUUUUUAGUCCCCCUAUUACUAGUCCACGGGCACUGGAAUUAUCAAAGGAUGGCUUACAUGAUAUUGUACAACUUCUACAGAAAUGCAGUGUUUGUAUUUGUUCUAUUUUGGUACGUGCUCUUUACUUGCUUCACAUUGACAACAGCAGUUACUGAAUGGAGCAGCAUGUUAUAUUCUAUCAUCUACACGUCAUUUCCUACAAUAGUUGUCGGAAUUCUUGACAAGGAUCUCAGCAGAAGGACUCUUCUCAAGUUUCCUCAACUGUAUGGGGCAGGGCAAAGGCAAGAGAGCUACAGUACAAAAUUGUUUUGGUUAACUAUGAUGGAUACAAUAUGGCAAAGUGUGGCCAUCUUCUGGAUACCUCUGUUUGCAUAUCGGAGGACCACUAUUGAUAUAUCCAGCCUCGGAGAUCUUUGGACAAUAGCUGCAGUUGUGGUGGUCAAUUUACACUUGGCCAUGGAUGUCAUCCGGUGGACAUGGGUUACUCAUGCAGCCAUUUGGGGGUCUAUUAUUGCUACAUGCAUUUGUGUCAUCAUCAUUGACGCAUUGCCAUUUUUAUUCGGUUACUGGGCCAUCUUCCAUAUUGGCAAAACAGCAGCGUUCUGGUUAUGCUUGCUCAUCAUUGUCGUGGCAGCACUAAUUCCCCGCUUUGUUGCAAAAGUUAUUUAUCAGUAUUAUAGCCCUUGUGAUAUUCAAAUAGCAAGAGCGGCAGAGAAGUAUGGUAAUUUUCGGGAGCGGGAACUGGAAAUAGAAAUGAAUCCCAUCACGGAACCUCAGCGGAGAUGACAAGGUGUUUUUUUCCUGUUUUGUGUUUUUACUUUUGUAAGAUAUCACAUUCUUUUGGCAUCUUUAGGGGCAUAUACUAGAUGCCAGUUUCUUCUUGUUUUGCUAUCCAAAGGGUAGUGUGCAUAGUAAUUAGAUACGGAAUUUUUGGUUUGUGUAAGUCAUUGAAUGUAUGUUAUGUACUGUCUUAAAUGUACAAUUAAAUGAAAGAUGAGCAGAAUUUUAUCA
Molecule: messenger RNA, 4991 nt
Organism: Eucalyptus grandis
Lineage: Eukaryota; Viridiplantae; Streptophyta; Magnoliopsida; Myrtales; Myrtaceae
Product: phospholipid-transporting ATPase 1
Exons: 7
Coding region: 1083-4766 (1227 amino acids)
Biological process (GO): phospholipid translocation
Cellular component (GO): plasma membrane
Molecular function (GO): ATP binding; ATPase-coupled intramembrane lipid carrier activity; ATP hydrolysis activity
Source: RefSeq, a predicted model, not a curated record